AUGGUAUUUACACGCCUCGCCCUCCGCUCUGCUCGUCCGACGCCGCUGCUUCGACAAUGCACCACACCCAUUAAACAUCAACACGGCGCGGUGUUUGCACGAGCAGCCUUCCCGAAUGGUGUCAGAACGCUGACAGCGACUUCCUCACAACAGGGAAAAGUAUUACUUGUCUUGUACGAUGGUUAUGAGCACGCUCAGCAGGAGCCCAAGCUGCUCGGCACUACCGAGAAUGAGCUUGGUCUGCGGGAGUGGAUCGAGAGCAAAGGUCACACUCUAGUGACCACCUCGGACAAGGAGGGCGAGAACAGCAAAUUUGACCAAGAGCUCGUCGAUGCUGAAGUCAUCAUCACAACCCCAUUCCACCCAGGUUAUCUCACUGCUGAGCGCCUAGCCAAGGCGAAGAACCUCAAGAUCGCUGUCACAGCUGGAAUUGGUUCCGACCAUGUCGAUCUUGAUGCAGCAAACAAGACCAACGGCGGCAUCACCGUCGCCGAGGUCACUGGUUCCAACGUGGUGUCCGUCGCUGAGCAUGUCAUAAUGACCAUUCUUGUCCUCGUUCGCAACUUCGUCCCAGCUCACGAGCAGGUUGCUCGGGGAGAGUGGGAUGUUGCAGCGGUAGCCAAGAACGAAUAUGACUUGGAGGGCAAGACUGUCGGUACUGUCGCUGUUGGACGCAUCGGCGAGCGUGUCCUCCGUCGUCUUAAGGCUUUCGACUGCAAGGAACUACUUUACUUCGAUUACCAGCCUCUUUCAGCAGAGAAGGAGAAAGAGAUCGGCUGUCGCCGAGUGGAGAGCCUUGAAGAGAUGCUGGCACAGUGUGACGUGGUCACCAUCAACUGCCCGCUACACGAGAAGACACGGGGACUUUUCAACAAGGAUCUCAUCAACAAGAUGAAGCCAGGCUCAUGGCUCGUCAAUACCGCCCGCGGCGCCAUCGUCGUCAAGGAGGACGUCGCCGAGGCGCUCAAGUCCGGUCAACUUCGCGGAUACGGUGGCGACGUGUGGUUCCCUCAACCCGCACCCAAGGACCACCCGCUACGCACCGCACAGUACAAGAACUGGGGUGGCGGAAACGCCAUGGUUCCGCACAUGUCCGGUACUUCGCUCGACGCGCAGGCCCGCUACGCCAAGGGCACCAAAGACAUUCUCGAGUCGUACUUCAGUGGUCGCCACGACUACCGCCCAGAGGAUUUGAUCGUCCACAAGGGUGAUUACUCGACUAAGGCCUACGGUCAGCGGAAGCCAUGA
Molecule: messenger RNA, 1248 nt
Organism: Dissoconium aciculare CBS 342.82
Lineage: Eukaryota; Fungi; Ascomycota; Dothideomycetes; Mycosphaerellales; Dissoconiaceae
Exons: 4
Coding region: 1-1248 (415 amino acids)
Cellular component (GO): cytosol
Molecular function (GO): oxidoreductase activity, acting on the CH-OH group of donors, NAD or NADP as acceptor; formate dehydrogenase (NAD+) activity; NAD binding
Source: RefSeq, a predicted model, not a curated record